CCAAGUGCCAGCCCAGAGAUGCGCGACAGACCCAGCAGCCACGGAGCACGGAGCGAGGGAAAAUGUUAACUGGAGUAUAUCAUUAAUUCACUAUUUUUCUUUUUUUUUGGUUCCAUGCUGCCCGUAUGGAAAACGGUAUUUGUGUCCAGACGCAAGGAGAAGCUCAAUUAAGAUUAUUAAACACAGAUUGCACCAAACCGGUUCAAGUUUCAUCCGUGCGGAGUCAAAUCACUCCCCUGGCCAGUGUGGACUAAUGAUGGCUUUAAUGGUCCACCUGAAGACGGUCGCUCACCUUCGGGGAAAAGGUGACAGGAUCGCCAAAGUUACAUUCAGAGGUCUUUCCUUCUACAGCCGUGUGGCAGAGAACUGUGAGGAAGUGGCCCACUUUAAUGAGGUAUUUCGAUGGCCUAUUGCCAGCAAACUGGAUGGAAACGAGAUGCUGGAGAUCCAAGUGUACAAUUACAGCAAGGUUUUCUCAAACAGACUGGUGGGGACUUUCUGUAUGGUGCUUCAGAAGGUGGCUGAAGAGGGACACCUAGAGCUGACCGACACACUCAUCGACGAUAACAACACUUCAAUAAAGACCAGUGUUACAAUAGAUAUUAGAUACCAGUCGAUGGAUGGCACAGUGGGAGUGUGGAGCGACGGGGAGUUCCUGGAUGUUCCUGAUGACCGUGACGGGAUGUUUGCCUUCGAAACAGACAGCCUGCUGUCAGGACAAAGCCACGGGUCGGGCACGUCUCCUGGACGGUCCUUACAGGGAUCCAUACCCACCUUCAGGAAAGCAGGGAAGGGAGUUUUCUCAGCCAUGAAGCUCGGCAAGAUCAAGAGCUCUAAGGACGAUCACAAGAGAGGAGAUGAGCCAGCAGUCCUGGACAUGGAGGACCUGGACAGGAAGGCCAUGCGUCUUGCUGGAGCACUGGACCCAGACACAAUCUCUCUUGCCUCUGUCACCGCCGUCACCACCAACGUCUCCAAUAAAAGGUCAAAGCCAGAUAUCAAGAUGGAGCCAAGCUCUGGACGCCCAGUGGAUUAUCAGAUCAACAUCACAGUGAUUGAGGCCCGGCAGCUGAUAGGCCUCAACAUGGACCCUGUUGUGUGUGUGGAGAUUGGAGACGACAAGAAGUACACAUCCAUGAAGGAGUCCACCAACUGCCCGUACUACAAUGAGUAUUUUGUCUUUGACUUCCACGUCCCUCCUGAAGUCAUGUUUGACAAGAUUAUCAAGCUCUCCGUUAUUCACUCUAAAAAUCUUCUUCGAAGUGGGACAUUGGUGGGAACCUUCAAGAUGGAUGUGGGGACUGUUUACUCUCAGCCUGAACAUCAAUUUUACCACAAGUGGGCCAUCCUAUCUGAUCCUGAAGACAUAACAGCAGGGUGUAAAGGAUAUGUGAAGUGUGACAUUGCUGUGGUCGGGAAGGGUGACAACAUCAAGACCCCACACAAGGCCAACGAGACCGAUGAAGAUGACAUAGAGGGAAACCUCCUGCUCCCUGAGGGCAUCCCUGUAGAGAGGCAGUGGGCGAGGUUUUAUGUGAAGAUCUACCGUGCUGAGGGACUUCCUAAAAUGAACACAAGUAUUAUGGCUAAUGUCAAGAAGGCCUUCAUAGGAGAGAACCGAGACCUGGUGGACCCCUAUGUUCAAGUGCAAUUUGCUGGGCAGAAAGGGAAGACUUCAGUCCAGAAGAGCAGUUAUGAACCGAUCUGGAAUGAGCAGAUCGUGUUCACUGAGCUCUUCCCUCCACUCUGCAAACGCAUGAAGGUCCAGAUACGAGACUCGGAUAAGGUCAACGACGUUGCCAUAGGAACCCACUUUGUUGACCUACGCAAGAUAUCAAAUGAAGGUGACAAAGGGUUCCUGCCCACCUUGGGUCCAGCUUGGGCCAACAUGUACGGUUCCACCCGUCAGUACACCCUGAUGGACGAGCACCAAGACCUGAAUGAUGGUCUUGGAGAAGGCGUGUCCUUCAGAGCCCGUCUCCUGCUUUCCAUCGCUGUGGAGAUCCUGGACACCACUUCCCCUGAACUCAUGAGCUCCACUGAGGUGCAGGUGGAGGGCGUCUCCAACAUUUCAGAGAGCGCCACUGGGAAAAUAGACGAGUUCUUCCUCUUUGGUUCCUUCCUGGAGGCCACCAUGAUUGACAGGAAGAUCGGUGACAAAGCGAUAAGUUUUGAAAUCACAAUAGGUAACUAUGGAAACCAGAUAGAUGGUGUAAGCAAGUCUUUGACGGCAAAGAAGAAGAAGAAAGAUGGGGAGAAUGAAGAAGAGGAGAGCGAUCUUAUACAGAACUCCAGUGAGGACGAGGCGGACGAGGACGGGGACCUGGUCUCUGUCUCCUCCACUCCUCCAAUGAAGCCCGUCAUCACUGACAGGAAUUACUUCCAUCUUCCCUACUUUGAAAAGAAGCCAUGUGUCUACAUCAAAAGCUGGUGGCAGGACCAGAGAAGACGACUUUACAACUCCAACAUGAUGGACAAGAUCGCUGACAAGCUGGAAGAGGGUUUGAAUGAUGUUCAGGAGAUCAUUAAGACGGAAAAGGCUUUUCCAGAACGCAGACUCAGGGGAGUGCUGGAGGAGCUCAGCGUCGGUUGCAGUCGGUUUGUGACUCUGGCUAACAAGGAUGUGAACCAGGCCGGCCGAACUAAAUUGGAUCGAGAGCGGCUCAAGUCCUGCAUGAGAGAGAUGGACAGCAUGGGCCAGCAGGCCAAGCAGAUCCGAACUCAGGUGAAGAAAAACACAAUCAGAGACAAACUUAAGCUGGUGCAGAACUUCCUGCAGAGGCUCCGUUUCCUUGCAGACGAGCCUCAGCACAGCAUCCCAGAUGUUUUUAUCUGGAUGAUGAGCAACAACAAGCGCAUUGCCUACGCCCGGAUUCCUUCCAAAGACAUUCUCUACUCCAUAGUGGAUGAGGAAACAGGAAAAGACUGCGGCAAAGUCAAAGCUGUCUUCCUCAAGCUGCCUGGUAAAAAGGGAUUUGGCCCUGCAGGCUGGACAGUACAGGCUAAGCUGGAGUUGUAUCUGUGGCUCGGCCUCAACAAACAAAGGAAGGACUUUCUAAGCGGUCUGCCUAACGGUUUUGAUGAGAUCAAAUCCACUAAAACGGGCCCCUGUCUUCACUCUGUCCCCCCUGUCAGCCUCGUCUACAACAUGAAGCAGGUGUUUCAGCUGAGAGCACACAUGUACCAGGCCCGCAGUCUGUUUGCUGCAGACAGCAGUGGCCUUUCGGAUCCUUUUGCUCGGGUCUUCUUCUCCACACACAGCCAGGUUACUGAGGUCCUGAGUGAGACUCUUUGUCCAACCUGGGACCAGCUGCUGGUGUUUGAUGAUGUGGAGCUGUUCGGUGAAGCCAGCGAGCUGAGAGACGACCCUCCAAUCAUUGUCGUUGAAAUCUUUGACCAGGACACUGUGGGCAAGGCAGAAUUCAUAGGUCGGGCAUUUGCGAAGCCCACCAUCAAGAUGUGUGACGAGCACUACGGCCCCCCGAGGUUCCCACCCCAGCUGGAGUACUACCAGAUUUACAGAGGGAACAGCACUGCCGGGGAACUGCUGGCUGCCUUUGAGCUGCUGCAGAUACCUUUUGAUGUGGAGGCGAUAAGGCGAGCUCUGAUCGCUGUCCAUAACUUUGCUGUUCCUCAAAUAAAGGUUGGUCAAGGAGGGAUAGCCGAUCUUCCUUCCCUUGAAGGGCCGACAGACACGGAGCGUGGACCCAUUUUGCCUGUGCCAUUGGGCAUCCGACCCGUCCUGAGUCGCUACCGUAUUGAGGUUUUGUUCUGGGGUUUAAGGGACCUGAAGAGGAUUAACCUGGCUCAAGUGGAUCGGCCCCGUGUGGACAUAGAGUGUGCAGGUAGAGGUGUGCAGUCUGUCCUCAUCCAGAACUACAAGAAAAACCCCAACUUCAGCAUCCUAGUUAAAUGGUUUGAGGUGGACCUUCCAGAGAAUGAACUCCUCCACCCCCCUCUUAACAUCCGGGUGGUGGACUGCCGGGCAUUUGGUCGUUACAUCUUGGUUGGGUCCCAUGCUGUCACCAGCCUGAGACGUUUCAUUUACAGCACCCCAGACAAGACCUCCAACAACUGGGCCACUGCAGCUAAGCUAAUGAAUGGCUACAUGGUCCUUGCCAAUGGCGGCUUCCAGCCUCGCUCCUCACCCAGCCUUUCCUCUCGCACCCUCUCUCGCCCCGCAGGUGACAUCAUCGUCAACAUGGACGCAGAGCCUUCGGUCCGAAAGAUGGACACGGUUGUCAAGUUAGAUGCUAUGUCUGAUGCUGUUGUAAAAGUUGACAUGACUGAAGAGGAGAGUGACAAAGAGAAAAAGAGGAAGAAGAAGAAAAAGAAGGGAGGAGUGGAGGAAGAGGACGAGACCAAUGAGAGAGUGCUGGACUGGUGGUCCAAAUAUUUUGCUUCAAUAGAGACAUUGAAGGAGACGCUCAGAGCCCAGGACGCGGCUCAGGCAGAGGCGGAGGAGAGAGAGGACCUGGAGAUAGCUGCAGAGGCAGCAGAUAUAAAACCUGAUGACCUUCUUCUGAAAGGCUCCAAGACGAAGGAAAAGAGCAAAGAGAAGAAGAGCUCCAAGGACAAGAAGAAAGGUCACGCUGCAGACGGCUCUGAGAAACGAACGGUUAAAGCAAGAGUGGACGAGCUAAUGGUGUACAACAAGGAGCUGGAUAGUGAGUUUGGCAACUUUGAAGACUGGCUCCACACUUUCAACUUGUAUAGAGGAAAGGCUGGGGAUGACGAUGAACGCACUCUGGAUGAUGACAGGAUUGUUGGCAGAUUCAAGGGAUCCUUAUGUAUGUACAAGCUACCUCUGUCGGAGGAGAUCACAAGGGAGACAGGAUUUGAUCCUAGUAUGGGCAUGUUCCAGAGCAUCCCGCAUAAUGAUCCAAUCAACGUCCUUGUCCGUGUCUAUGUAGUCAGGGCUACAGAUCUUCAUCCUGCUGAUAUCAAUGGGAAGGCUGAUCCAUACAUCGUUAUCAAGCUGGGCAAGUCAGAGAUCAAGGAUAAAGAGAACUACAUCUCCAAACAGCUCAAUCCUGUAUUUGGCAAAUCAUUUGACAUUGAGGCCAGAUUCCCCAUGGAGUCCAUGCUAACGGUGUCUGUGUAUGACUGGGACCUGGUCGGCACUGACGACCUGAUCGGAGAGACAAAGAUUGACUUGGAGAAUCGUUUCUACAGCAAAUACAGAGCCACUUGCGGCAUCUCUUCCAACUAUUCUGUCCAUGGAUACAAUGUUUGGCGGGACCCUAUGAAGCCCAGUCAGAUCUUGGCCAAGCUCUGUAAGGACGCCAAGAUUGAUGGACCUCAUUACGGGCCAGGAGGAAAAGUCAAGGUGGCCAAUCGGAUUUUUCAAGGACCUACAGAGAUUGAGGAUGAAAAUGGUCUGAAGAAGCAGACUGAGGAGCAUUUGGCUCUGACGGUGCUGAACCACUGGGAGGAGAUCCCAAGGGUGGGCUGGAAGCUCGUCCCUGAACAUGUGGAGACCCGGGCCCUGCUAAACCCCGACAAACCCGGCAUUGAACAGGGUCGUAUUGAGAUGUGGGUGGAUAUGUUUCCAAUGGACAUGCCUGCUCCUGGACCUGCGAUAGACAUAUCACCACGUAAACCAAAGAGAUAUGAGCUCAGGGUGAUUAUUUGGAAUACAGACGAAGUAAUACUGGAGGACGAUGAUUACUUCACUGGGGAAAAGUCCAGUGACAUAUUUGUCAGGGGAUGGCUGAAAGGACAGCAGGAGGACAAGCAGGACACCGAUGUGCACUAUCACUCCCUGACUGGUGAGGGAAACUUUAACUGGCGCUUUGUCUUCCCCUUCGAUUACCUCAUGGCUGAGGAGAAGAUCGUCAUCUCUAAGAAAGAGUCCAUGUUCUCCUGGGAUGAGACUGAAUAUAAAAUCCCGCCUCGCCUCACGCUGCAGGUCUGGGAUGCCGACCACUUCUCUGCUGAUGACUUCCUGGGUGCUAUUGAGUUGGAUCUAAACCGGUUCCCUCGUGGUGCCAAGACAGCCAAGCAGUGUUCCCUUGACAUGAUCCGAAAUGAGCAGGAGCUGCCCACCAUUUCUAUCUUCAAACAAAAGAGAGUCAAGGGCUGGUGGCCGUUUGUAGCACGCGAUGAGAACGAUGAGAUGGAGCUCACGGGUAAGGUAGAAGCUGAGCUUCAUCUGGUGACAGCAGAGGAGGCGGAGAAAAGUCCUGUAGGACUGGGACGAAAUGAGCCUGAUCCACUGGAAAAACCAAACCGCCCGGACACCAGUCUUAUGUGGUUUCUGGGCCCUCUGAAGUCCAUUCGUUACUUCAUCUGGCACAACUACCGCUGGCUGAUCCUCAAGGUGCUGGGAGUGAUACUGCUGCUGCUCAUGCUGGGCCUCUUCCUCUACUCAAUCCCCGGCUACCUGGUCAAGAAGAUGCUGGGGGUCUGACGCGCUGUCGCCCAGACACCACCUUCCUUUGGUUCCUGAGCCCGCUGAAAGCCAUUCGUUACCUGGUGUGCAACCGCUACAAGUGGCUGAUCAUCAAGAUAGUGCUGGCCGCGCUGCUGCUCGUCAUGCUGGGCCUCUUCCUCUACAGCAUGCCGGGCUACCUUGUCAAGAAGCUGCUGGGGGCCUAAGAAGCUGCUGGGAGGACAGGGAGGGGGGUGGCCAGCCCGAUACUUGGACAGAUGGAUGGAUGGAUGGAUGGGUGAAUGGGAGAGACAUAGAGGGUGAUGCCAGAUGCUGGCUUGUGGGUGCAAACCGGAACCAGUAUGUGAAGUCUCGCCCGCAGGAAGGGAGGAGAAGGCACUUUGGAAGUCCAAUUUCAUUAUUUUCUCCCCUCAAAUAAAUUGUGAUCGUCACAAACAGCUUGCCACCUUCCUCCUUCGCUCUGCAGAGAGAUCCAGAAACCACCUGAAAUUCCCCCUGCAGCAAGCCUAACAAAUCUAAUGCUCAGUAUGUGGAUUCCAUCCUUGAACUGACUAAAAAGCAAUCAUUUGCCACAAAGUGUAACGCUUAAUAUUGUUGUUAUUCUUUUCAAGCAAUGUCACAUGAUGAUUGUUUUGCUAUCUCUUAAUAAAACUUUCCAUUUAUUUAUUAAGUUAAAUCCAAAUCUCCCGUUACUGUUACAAUGUCUGCUGUUGAUUUAUGUUAACAGGGAACAAAUUAAAAAUAUGUUUGCUAAAACUUUGCUCUAACCCCCUUUUUAGCAUUCAUAAGUAUGAUAUACAUAUUUAACAAAAGGUUUGCUGUAUAAUGCACUAUUUAUAUAUAAAGUAAUUGUAAGCAGUAAUAAGGACAUUUUAAGUGUUUAUUAAUGCACAAAAAUGCACAGUAUUUGUCAACAAUUAUGUAAUACACCUACGUUUUUAAUAUUUUAUCAUUAAUUAUAUGUUUAUACACCAGCCCCCACAAAUGGGUACCCACAUGAGGAGUUAUAGUUGUUGACAAAUACAUUAAUACAUACAGAGAGGCUUUAAAGUACAUGUUUUCAACGUUUAUACUGCUUAUGAAUGCUGAGCAGGGGGGAUUAAAUCAAAGCGUUAUCUUUGUUUUUUAAACUAUCAUAGCUCUUGAAGUCUUUGCACACUUCAAGAGUUAUACUGAAGAAACAAAAAUGAAGAUGUCUAUUUUCCUAAUGAAAUACAAUGAGGCAGAACAAGAUGAAUUCAAAAUGAAUAAAUAAUUAAUAAACAUUCUACAGGAUUUAUUUAAACUGCAAUGUUAAAAUUGAUCAAAGCAACAAAGCCAGGCUUGGGUCAGACAAUAUUUGCAAAUAAUUAU
Molecule: messenger RNA, 7747 nt
Organism: Etheostoma spectabile (orangethroat darter)
Lineage: Eukaryota; Metazoa; Chordata; Actinopteri; Perciformes; Percidae
Gene: otofa
Product: otoferlin a
Exons: 48
Coding region: 254-6412 (2052 amino acids)
Biological process (GO): plasma membrane organization; synaptic vesicle priming
Cellular component (GO): synaptic vesicle membrane; presynaptic active zone membrane
Molecular function (GO): AP-2 adaptor complex binding; calcium ion binding
Source: RefSeq, a predicted model, not a curated record